AUGUCUGAAAAAACCAUAUAUGAUGCAUGCAAUGAUCUAAUAACAGAAUUAAAUCAAUACAGAACACUAAGUGCCGACGAAGUUUUAUCUGCCAAAAUAGAUCACCUAGUGCCUAUACCAUUUGUAACAAGAGAAGAAUUUGAACAAUAUAGUGAUUCUAUUACUACUAAUAAUAUUCAUAAUAGUAUUAUAUCUAGUAUAGACCUGAGAGUCUUGCAGUAUUUUUUAAAUAAGUUAAUUACUGAAAAAUAUCCAACUUUACUUAAUUCCUUUGAUGAAACUAGCUUAUUGACUUUGGGUAUACUUAUAGAAAGUUGGAUAGCUGAAUAUUCUACUGUUGAUGAUGAUACUAGUAUAGGCAAUGAAAAAGAUCGUGAUGAUAAUGAUUUCAUAACGGAUAUAUAUAGGGAUUUUGAGUUUCGAGAAGAUGAUGAGGGAAACGAGGAUUAUGUACAAUAUCAGCACGAAGAUGACAGUGAUAAUUAA
Saccharomycodes ludwigii is the source of this 486-nucleotide messenger RNA. It is a transcript of the gene RRN10, whose product is annotated as Rrn10p. Gene Ontology annotation, molecular function: RNA polymerase I cis-regulatory region sequence-specific DNA binding. Gene Ontology annotation, biological process: nucleolar large rRNA transcription by RNA polymerase I. Gene Ontology annotation, cellular component: RNA polymerase I upstream activating factor complex. The transcript has a single exon. Bases 1 to 486 code for a protein of 161 amino acids. The record is from RefSeq and is a predicted model, not a curated record. NCBI's taxonomy places the organism in Eukaryota, Fungi, Ascomycota, Saccharomycetes, Saccharomycodales, Saccharomycodaceae.